Hyalella azteca is the source of this 550-nucleotide messenger RNA. RefSeq lists its product as uncharacterized. The transcript is spliced from 3 exons. The record is from RefSeq and is a predicted model, not a curated record. The coding region runs from base 140 to 550 and encodes 136 amino acids. Lineage: Eukaryota; Metazoa; Arthropoda; Malacostraca; Amphipoda; Hyalellidae.
ACCAACGCGCUGCAUACUCGAUGAUAUUUCUCCUGAAUAUACUUUUCCUUCAAGGGGCUUCAUAAACUUGUUGACUUUCGCUUGUAUUUAAAUUUCCAAAAUAUUUCAUUUCGAGUUAUACUACCCUAGUACCAUCCGGAUGUUUCCUGUGACGAUCAUCUGCUUGCUACUGCUCAUCAUCGGCGCUGUGUCAGCCGACUGUCCUGAUGGCUAUGAAGUCGUCGGGCCCAAGUGCAUCCACCGUUCUACUGGUGGAUAUCUGACGUACGACAACGCGGUCACUUACUGCUACCAGCACUUCGGCAGGCUGCCUGUGCUUAAAGACUGCGUCUCCUUCACUGAUGUCGCCACCUAUGUUAACGAUGGAUACGCCGACGCCACCAACGGCUACUGGUUAGGCGCGACCAACUUGUCGGCUAACAACGUCUGGCAGUGGAGUGACGGAACGGCCGUGCAAAUGGGCGCUCCGUACUGGGCCACCGUGAGUCAAUCCAUGUGUUUUCUGUACAUGACACUUCAUAUUUGCGAAAAGGAAGUUUACCUAUUAUGA